Molecule: messenger RNA, 1515 nt
Organism: Quercus lobata
Lineage: Eukaryota; Viridiplantae; Streptophyta; Magnoliopsida; Fagales; Fagaceae
Product: actin
Exons: 5
Coding region: 151-1284 (377 amino acids)
Source: RefSeq, a predicted model, not a curated record
GAGAGCUCAUUCAUUAACACAGCGAAUUGCAUUUGGUCAGGUCGUGUUCUCAAAUUCCAUUUUUGAACCCAAAGGCGGGCAGCUAAAACAGAUCGCAGGGCUCCCAUUUCUUUCUUUAUCUCUUUCUUUUUCUUCAGCUGGUGACAGAAGAUGGCAGACACUGAGGAUAUUCAGCCACUUGUCUGUGAUAAUGGAACAGGAAUGGUUAAGGCUGGAUUUGCUGGAGAUGAUGCUCCUAGGGCUGUGUUUCCUAGCAUUGUUGGUCGCCCACGUCACACUGGUGUGAUGGUUGGCAUGGGCCAGAAAGAUGCAUAUGUUGGGGAUGAGGCCCAGUCUAAACGUGGUAUUUUAACAUUGAAAUACCCAAUUGAGCAUGGUAUUGUGAGCAACUGGGAUGAUAUGGAGAAGAUUUGGCACCACACCUUUUACAAUGAACUCCGUGUUGCCCCAGAAGAACACCCUGUUUUACUUACUGAAGCACCUCUCAACCCAAAGGCUAACCGUGAGAAAAUGACUCAAAUUAUGUUUGAGACAUUCAACACUCCUGCUAUGUAUGUUGCCAUCCAGGCUGUCCUCUCCCUCUAUGCCAGUGGUCGUACAACUGGUAUUGUUCUGGACUCUGGAGAUGGUGUCAGCCACACAGUCCCCAUUUAUGAGGGGUAUGCCCUCCCACAUGCCAUCCUCCGUCUUGACUUAGCAGGUCGUGACCUUACUGAUGCGCUGAUGAAAAUCCUCACUGAGCGUGGUUAUUCCUUUACCACCACAGCCGAGCGUGAAAUUGUAAGGGACAUGAAGGAGAAGCUGGCGUACAUAGCCCUUGACUAUGAGCAAGAGCUCGAAACUGCAAAGACUAGUUCUUCUGUUGAGAAGAGCUAUGAGUUGCCUGAUGGGCAGGUGAUCACUAUUGGUGCUGAGCGUUUCCGAUGCCCAGAAGUCCUUUUCCAGCCAUCCAUGAUAGGGAUGGAGUCUGCAGGAAUUCAUGAAACCACGUACAACUCUAUUAUGAAGUGUGAUGUUGAUAUUAGGAAGGAUUUAUAUGGAAACAUUGUCCUUAGUGGUGGAUCUACCAUGUUCCCGGGCAUUGCUGAUAGAAUGAGCAAGGAAAUCACUGCUUUGGCCCCAAGCAGCAUGAAAAUCAAGGUGGUUGCUCCACCUGAGAGAAAGUACAGUGUGUGGAUUGGUGGCUCCAUCUUGGCAUCUCUCAGCACUUUCCAACAGAUGUGGAUUGCUAAGGCGGAGUAUGAUGAAUCUGGUCCAUCUAUUGUGCACAGGAAAUGCUUCUAAUUCUUUGGGAUGGGAGCAGUGCAAGUGUAAUGUCCUGAUUUGGGCAAAGCAAUUGCUACGCACCAGUUGACUGUUUCUCUUAUCUGAUUUUGUUGAAACAAUGAGCUUGUAGAGCAGUGGGGGGUGAUGGCAGAGAGUUUCAAUUCUUUCAUUGUUGUUUUAAUCAGCUGUUAAACAGUUGUAAUUUAUAUGCCAAGUUUGAAGUUAUAUGCAUUCUGCACUUUAUUUUUA